CUUGGUUUCAUUAAGGAUUCAACAAGUUCUUGAAGACUAGACUUGGAAUCAACAUGGCUGCCAGUUUUACUAAAGAUACCAGCUAUUCUGGGAUGAUGAAAGUGGGUGCUGCUGACAUCGCUGUGGUUGUUGUCUACUUUAUCUUUGUAAUGGUAGUUGGGAUUUGGUCGUCGUUCCGAGCCAAUCGCAACACUGUGGGAGGUUACUUCCUGGCUGGCCGUUCUAUGACCUGGUGGCCUAUCGGAGCCUCUCUGAUGUCCAGUAAUGUUGGCAGUGGUUUAUUUAUUGGUCUAGCAGGAACAGGAGCAGCAGGAGGCAUCGCCGUUGGAGGAUUUGAAUGGAAUGCAGCUUGGGUUCUUGUGGCUCUGGGCUGGAUCUUUAUCCCUGUCUACAUCUCUGCUGGUGUGGUAACUAUGCCUGAAUACCUCGCCAAACGCUUUGGAGGCCAGAGAAUACGCACAUACAUGUCUGUUUUGUCACUCAUCCUCUAUAUCUUCACUAAAAUAUCUACAGACAUCUUUUCAGGGGCGUUGUUCAUCCAGGUUUCUUUGGGUUGGGAUCUCUAUCUAUCAACUGGCAUCCUGUUGCUGAUCACAGCUGCUUACACUGUGGCAGGUGGUCUGGCAGCAGUCAUCUACACCGAUGCACUCCAGACAGUGAUCAUGGUUGGAGGAGCCUUUGCUCUUAUGUUCAUAGCAUUCUCCAGAGUCGACUGGUAUGAAGGACUGGUUGACCGUUACAUGGCGGCUAUUCCCUCAGUGACAGUUAAUAAUACCAGCUGCCAUCUGCCUCGUAGCGAUGCCUUCCACUUGUUCAGAGAUCCUGUUUCUGGGGAUUUACCGUGGCCAGGAUUGGUGUUUGGGCUGACUGUACUGGCCACCUGGGUGUGGUGUACAGAUCAGGUUAUCGUCCAGAGAUCUCUUUCAGCAAAGUCUUUGUCUCAUGCAAAAGCUGGCAGCAUUCUGGGUGGCUAUCUCAAACUUCUUCCCAUGUUCUUUGUUGUUAUGCCAGGCAUGAUCAGCAGAGCACUGUUUCCAGAUGAGGUGGGCUGUGUGGAUCCAGAUGUUUGCCAGGAUGUAUGUGGAGCUCGGGUUGGUUGCUCCAAUAUCGCCUACCCUAAACUAGUUGUGGAGCUAAUGCCUGUGGGUCUUCGUGGUUUGAUGCUAGCAGUAAUGUUAGCUGCCCUGAUGUCAUCGCUGACCUCCAUCUUUAACAGCAGCUCAACUAUCUUUACUCUGGACCUGUACCAUAAAGCCAGGCCUAAAGCCUCUGAGAGAGAACUCAUGAUUGUUGGAAGGGUGUUCAUCCUGGUUUUGGUAUGUGUUAGUCUGCUGUGGAUUCCCAUCAUCCAAACAGCCAAUAGUGGACAGCUUUUUGAUUAUAUCCAGUCAGUGACCAGCUUUCUGGCACCACCUAUUACAGCAGUGUUCCUAAUGGCUAUCUUUUGGCCACGUGCCAAUGAGCAGGGUGCUUUCUGGGGUCUGAUGGCUGGACUAGUGGUGGGUGGGGUUCGUAUGGUUCUGGAGUUUUCCUAUACGGCUCCUUCCUGUGGUCAGAAAGAUGAUCGUCCUGGUAUCCUGGCUGAUGUCCACUACCUGUACUUUGCACUCAUCCUGCUGGCACUCACAUGCCUGGUUAUUGUUGCUGUCAGCUUGGCCACCGCUCCAAUAUCUGAAGAACAUCUUUACAGGCUAACCUGGUGGUCUAGACACAGCCAAGAGCAGCGUAUUGACCUCUCAGGUCCCCUGGACAUCCCGGAAGCAACAACCUCUGAAUCGAGCUCCGACUCAAACCGUUGCAAUUGCAGUUGCCAACCAAAUACAUCACGGUGGUCUAGGGCGGUUCUGUGGAUCUGCUGUCUGACAGACAGGAAUAAUGGUCCUGUGUCUGCAGUGACAGAGAACAAUGAACUGAACUCCCUGCAUGAGAAUCCCUUCUGGUGCAAUGUCUGCAAUUUAAAUGCCCUGCUACUGCUGGCAGUCAAUGUGUUUCUCUGGGGAUACUGGGUUUGAUGUGCAGGUAGUUGUUGAAAGUAAGGUAUAACUCAUGUCCCGGGCUGGAUUUUGGCUUGUGGAAAUGUUUCGAUUGGUUAAAAGACUGUCAGUGAGUGAAAAUGUAUCUAUUUUGCUGGAGCCGUGUUCUGUAUUAUGAACUGUGUAUUUAUAAUUGCCUCAUUCUUGUGGUUAGCUGGUGUGUAAUUACUCAAGUUGUCCUUGACUAAAUUCUUAAAAACAAUAUAUAUAUAUAUAUAUAUAUAUAUA
Messenger RNA from Cheilinus undulatus (humphead wrasse), 2261 nucleotides. It is a transcript of the gene slc5a9, whose product is annotated as solute carrier family 5 member 9. Gene Ontology annotation, biological process: transmembrane transport. The coding region runs from base 54 to 2012 and encodes 652 amino acids. Gene Ontology annotation, cellular component: plasma membrane. The transcript has 14 exons. Lineage: Eukaryota; Metazoa; Chordata; Actinopteri; Labriformes; Labridae. Gene Ontology annotation, molecular function: D-glucose:sodium symporter activity. The record is from RefSeq and is a predicted model, not a curated record.